UUUACUUCCUAUUUACGAACUAUGGCAAAAAGUACAAAACAAAAUGAAAAAGGAAAAGACAGCCAUGAAAUGGGUUCUGCCAAACUUUUUGUGGCUGCAAUUGAUUUUGGAACUACCUAUUCUGGGUACGCAUUUUCAGCCCGAAAUUCUCCCGAAACCUUAUACACGUGCGACUGGAAAAAUAAUAAUUUACUGUCCAGGAAAGCUCCGACGUCCGUUCUUAUUGACAAUGACGAACAGUUUGUAGCAUUUGGGUUUGAUGCAGAAAACAAAUAUAUGGCUAGUCUCGAGAAUGAUUCGGAUUCAGAUUCAGAUGACAGUGACGAAGAGAAAAAUCCUUCAUGUAAAGCCGUAUAUCGUUAUUUUAGUCGGUUUAAGAUGGAACUACACGAUAAGGCAGUAAAUUUAAAAACUUUUAUCAAAGACCAAAAUGGCGAAGAAAUGAAGGCAAUAGAUAUUUUUGCAUUUGCAAUAAAAUAUUUGAAAGACCAAGCUAUUGGAAAGUUAGUCAAAAGUUUGAAGAAUGUGGAAACAAAAGAUAUACACUAUGUUCUUACAGUUCCGGCCAUAUGGGAUGACCAGUCAAAAAUAUUUAUGCGGAAAGCAGCAGAACAGGCGGGAAUAAAAAGCAAGGAUUUAAUAAUAGCUUUAGAACCAGAAGCAGCCUCCAUAUAUUGCCAGGAACUUAGAACUAAUGUUGAUAAAAAGACAGAUAAAACAUUUUCGGAAACAAUUAAAAAAGGAACAAAAUAUGUAGUGAUCGAUCUUGGCGGUGGUACUGCAGACAUAACCGUACAUGAACGCCAGUUUGAUGGUUCAUUGGAAGAGGUGCUCCCACCAAGUGGAGGAGACUGGGGUGGAACAUCUGUUGACCGAGCUUAUCUAGAAUUUGUUAACUCGGUAUUCACUAAGAGAGUCAUUAGCGAGCUUCAUUCAAAUCAACUUGAAGACUAUACAACUCUUUUCCAUGAAUUUGAAGUGAAAAAAAGAACAAUUACUACAGAAUAUAGUACUGAUAUUGUUAUUACACUACCUGUAUCUUUGUUAGAAAUUACACGGAAACAUUGCACUUCUGUGCUCGCUGCCAUUCAGAAGUCGAUUUAUAAGGAAUCUGUUUCAUUCAGUGGACAGAAACUUUCUGUAAAACCGGAGGCAUUCCGAAAGCUAUUCAAGCAGACAAUAGAUUCAAUAAUAAAACAUCUUGAUAAACUGCUAAAACACCCAAACCUUUCCGACCUACAUCAUAUUAUAAUGGUUGGUGGAUUUUCUGAAUGUGAGCUUGUCCAAACGGCAAUGAGACAGAAAUUUUCAAAGAUGAAAAUAAUUAUUCCUGACGAGGCUGGACUUGCUGUCCUAAGAGGUGCUGUUUUAUUUGGACAUCAACCAAAGAUUAUAGGAAAGCGAAUAUUGAGGAAAACUUACGGAAUACAAAGCUGGCCUGAAUGGGACGCUGAACUACAUCCGGAAACGAAAAGAGUGCGAAUUGAUGGAAUUGACCGUUGCAAAGAUGUCUUUUAUAAAUUUGCUGUCAAAGGUGAAAAAGUUGAAGACGGUCAUUCCUCUGGACAAAUAUUUCAGGCGUUAAAAACAGACGAAAAAACUCUAGAGUGUACAGUAUACAUUUCAGAUGACACUAAUCCCCGAUAUGUCACAGAUCCCAGUUGCCAACGCCUAGGGAAUCUCAUCGUCCCAAUACCUCCCCUCAAAAAAGGAGAGACGCUUGAAAUUGAAGAAACAAUGAUAUUUGGUGGAACUGAACUCUUAUUCAGAGCAAAGAAUAUGAAAACGGGUGAAAUUUGUGAAAGUCAGUUUGAAUUAAUUUAGUGAAUUAUUAAAAAUUAUACAACUGUUUACAAGAUGAAAACCAAUAGUCAUUUUCUACAAUUAAUUUUGUUAUAAAAUAAUUUCCAUUGUUAGUAAAUGAGUAUUUACUUAUCAAAUUGUUCAUCAGUGACCGUGUUUAAUGUCGUGACCUGUGCUCAUUGAAAAUUGAAAAAAUUGAAUGGAAAAAUAAUCAAAAUAAAUAUAAGUUUAAAUUAAAGUAAGAAUAAAAGGUUUUUUUUUUCAAAUUUCUCCAGACAUAUAAAUCAAUUGGCUCUAUUUGAUUGGAAAAACGCAACAUUAUCUUUUCACAAUGAUGACCGACGUUAUGCUAUCCCCAGAAUUUACACAAACAGAAUUUAUUUAAAGAAUGACUGUUAAACCAAAACCAAACAAUAAACCUGCCAGUGGUCACCUGGACACGGUUGGUGCACUUUCAAACAACUGGAGAUAUUUUUUAAACGAUUUUGUAUGGAAUAGUUGUAUUGGAAGUAUUACAUACCAUGACAUCCACAUAUUUUUUUCUUAGUAUUCCGUUACCUCUGCAAAUGGACGUGCAUAUUGAUGUCUAGUGUUAGUGUAUUAUAUACCUAGACAGCUUCCUUUGUAGCGUAAGGUGUAUGUGAAUCGUGUCUGUUUCUAAUUCACAUAUAUAUCGGGCUUUCAAAUAUCGGUUUUAGUCAAGUCUGCUACAUAUGCCAUUGUUUGUCUUGUUUUCUUAAAAAAAAAAGGGGACACAAGUUCUAAAUAAGCUAUUGCUAUUGUACUGAUUGACAUAUUAACAUAAAAAAAACUCCAUAUACUGUUGUGUUCAUGCUAACAUUUAUGCAUGAAGACUAUUUUUCAUAGUUCCAACAAACUCCUGGGUUUAAAUAAUCAGUAAUGAAUUUCAUCAUUUUUGUCGAGCCUUCGACUUUAGUCGAAAAAGCGAGACAUAGCGAUCCUACAUUCCGUCGGCGUCGUCGUCGUCGUUGUCGUCGGCGGCGUCCACAAAUAUUCACUCUGUGGUUAAAGUUUUUGAAAUUUUAAUAACUUUCUUAAACUAUACUGGAUUACUACCAAACUUGGACAGAAGCUUGUUUAUGAUCACAAGAUAGUAUCCAGAAGUAAAUUUUGUAAAAAUAAAAUUCCAUUUUUUCCGUAUUUUACUUAUAAAUGGACUUAGUUUUUCUGCCGGCAAAUAUUACAUUCACUCUGUGGUUAAAGUUUUUAAAAUUUUAAUAACUUUCUUAAAAUAUUCUGGGUUUGUACCAAACUUGGACAGAAGCUUGUUUAUGAUCAUAAGAUAGUAUCCAGAAGUAAAAUUUGUAAAAAAAUAAAUCCAUUUUUUCCUUAUUUUACUUUUAAAUGGACUUAGAUUUUCUGCCAGGAAACAACACAUUCACUCUGUGGUUAAAGUUUUAAAAAUUUUAAUAACUUUCUUAUACUAUUUUGGAUUUGUACCAAACUUGGACAGAAGCUUGUUUAUGAUCAAAAGCUAGUAUCUAGAAGGAAAUUUUGCUUUCUUCCAGUUAACAUUACAUUCAGUCUGCAGUUAAAGCUUUUUAACAUUUAUUAGAUUCAUAAAAUAUCCUUAAUUUUUACCAAACUUGGACAGAAGCUUCUAACAAUCAAAAGAUAGUAUCAAGUGGAAUAUGUUUAUUGAUUUACUUCCUCAUUUUUGUUGAGCCUGCAAUUAACAGAAAAAGUAGGCGAGACACUGGGUUCCGCGGAAUCCUUACAAAUGUUUUCAUUAAAUCAUGGACCGGGUGUUAACUUUACAGCACUUAUUUCUCCUAUAUUCUUUAAGGAAUUUUAACAAAACUUUCCCAAAAAUAUCUUUAUAUGUUGUCAUAUAUUAUUACAUAGCUAAAUAUUAAAUAUGAAUAUUUUUGUCGAUAAUUUCCGUAGAUAAAGAUAUAUUUUUCAUUUUCUUACAUGUUGGAAGAGAGGGUGUACAUCACUAAUCUCUAGCAAUCAGGCAUACGUAUGACUAGCUGAAUAAGUGGAGCAUUCCCAGAGCAUGCUUCUAUAGAAAAGAGUUCUCAUUUAUCAGGAGGAACUACCGAGAAAUUGUCAAAAAUGCCAAAAAAUUGCGAUUUUUAAAAUCCCCCCUUUUGACUUUUGACCACAAUUUUCAAAAAUCUGCACCACUUUGGCACUCUACGACAUACCUUAAUCAAAGGGUAAUACAUUUAUCUUCAAAAUAAGACCAAAAUUAGCCGUGAGGUAUUUCGGUCCGUUAAAUGUUUAAACUUACCUUACUUGUCACCGUACUAUGAUUAUAAAUGAAUUAAACUGCUAAAAAUGGAUUCAACGUUUAGUCAAUGAAUGAUCAUAAAUUCGGACAGAUCGAAAAAAUAAAACUAAAAUAAUAAUAAAUAUUAGUUAUUCUGAUUAUAGAUGUUUUCUGGAUAUAUGCAAUUAUCGAAGCUAUGCAUUAUCAUGGGCAAAUGUUUCAAGCUCUUAAACGAGUUAAAGAACUCUCGAGUGUACUGUUAAUGUAUCAGAGGAUACAAAUUCUUGGUCUGCGCUUUGGAUUCUAAUAAUACCAUUACUUCCCCUGAAAAAAGGGAAGUCGCUUGAAAUCGGAGAGAUUGUAUGGAUUGAUUGAUUGUUGGUGUUUUAACGCCACUUUUGGGCUAUUUCGUGGCGGCCAGUUUUUAUUGGUGGAGGAAGCCGGAGUGGCCGGAGAAAACCAACGACCUUCGAUAGGAAAACUGACAAUCCUAGUCAAUUAAGAUUGGAGUUGAGUGCACCCGCAGGAGCGGGGUUCGAACUCACAACCUCAGUUUUGACUGGGUAGUGAUUACAGAAGUAGAACUACGUAGACCACUUGGCCACCGAGAGAGAUUAUAUGGAGGUACUGGACUUAAUUCCUGUGCCCGAAAGUAAAAGCUAUCUAUAUAUAUAUAAGUACCGCUAGUUACAUCUGACCUGUUAUGACAUUGAUAAAGCCUGAGAACUACUAGUAUAUGGGAGGAUUGCUGUUAUUGCCUAUCGCAAUCAACAGUAUAUCCUAGAGCACCGUCCCUUGGUGUCUCCAGCAGAUGAACAAAUUUCCAUCUUUAUAGAUAAUAAUUUAAGUAUGUUCAAGUUCAGACUUUAUUAUUAUAUUUUUAUUUUUAUUUUAUUUAUAUUUUUUUUUGUUUUUUAUUUGUGCACUGCUGGACAUAGAAAUAGUAAUAAUAAUAAGGAAGGAAGAAAAAAAAAUACUCAAGAGUUCUUUUAAUGUAUUUUUGUUAUUAAUGCUUUUUUCAUUUGUCUAUUAUAAUAUCUGUCACGUUAUAUACUGUACAAUGUC
Mytilus californianus (California mussel) is the source of this 5104-nucleotide messenger RNA. Its product is annotated as heat shock 70 kDa protein 12A-like. The record is from RefSeq and is a predicted model, not a curated record. Lineage: Eukaryota; Metazoa; Mollusca; Bivalvia; Mytilida; Mytilidae. The transcript has 5 exons. The coding region runs from base 22 to 1824 and encodes 600 amino acids. Gene Ontology annotation, molecular function: ATP binding; ATP-dependent protein folding chaperone.